Molecule: messenger RNA, 1850 nt
Organism: Esox lucius (northern pike)
Lineage: Eukaryota; Metazoa; Chordata; Actinopteri; Esociformes; Esocidae
Product: protocadherin gamma-A4-like
Exons: 2
Coding region: 180-1850 (556 amino acids)
Biological process (GO): homophilic cell-cell adhesion
Cellular component (GO): plasma membrane
Molecular function (GO): calcium ion binding
Source: RefSeq, a predicted model, not a curated record
UAUUGGUACAUAUACUUGACAGUAAUGACAAUCCUCCGGUCUUUAGUCAGCCAAUCUACAAGACGUCUAUAUCUGAAAAUGCGAAGAAUGGCUCGUUGCUUGCAGUUGUAAGUGCCAGCGAUGCUGACAAAGGAUCGAAUGCUCAAGUGUUAUAUUCAAUUACUCAUAAUAACGACGGCAUGGAGAAGAUGUUUAAGGUUAAUAAAUUAACAGGAGAAAUUACACUAACUGGCCAAUUAGACUAUGAGAGGCUGAAACAUUAUCAGCUGAAUGUCCAGGUUAGUGACGGGGGUGGACUUAUUAACAACGCACAUUUAAUUAUUGAUGUUAUAGAUGUGAAUGAUAACACUCCAACGAUAGCUUUGAUGUCAUCUUCUGACACCGUGGCAGAAAAUGCAAUUCCGGGAACAAUUAUAGCUGUAUUAAAAGUGCACGAUUCAGACUCAGGCAAUAACGGCAGAGUGGUUUGUUCAAUCAAUGAUGACGUCCCAUUUAAAAUAACAUCAUCAUCAAAUAAUUUCUAUAGCCUGCAGACGGAUGCUUUGUUAGAUCGUGAAAAAAAUCCAGAAUAUAAUAUCACUAUCACUGCCACUGAUCAGGGUACAGCUCCUCUAUCUAAAAAUUUGACUUUCAUGCUGAAAGUGACAGAUGUGAAUGACAACAUGCCCAUCUUUGAGCAGACCGCAUAUGAGGCUUUUCUUACUGAAAAUAAUUCACCCGGGCUCUCCAUUUUGUCUUUAUGGGCAAGAGACGCAGACUGGAAACAGAAUGCCCGUGUCUCUUAUGUUUUAGAAGAAUCGUCAGUUAAUGGGUUUUCUGUGUCAUUAUAUGUGUCCGUUAACUCUGAAAGUGGAGUGAUUCAAGCUGUGCGCUCGUUCGACUAUGAGCAGAUCAAGGAUUUCCAGUUCUGCGUAAAAGCGCAAGACGGUGGCACCCCUUCUCUGAGCAGUAAUGUUACUGUGAAAAUAAUCAUCCAAGAUCAGAAUGAUAACGCUCCUCAGAUUCUCUACCCAGUACAGACCAGUAGCUCUCUGGUGGCUGAAAUGGUGCCUCGUUCAGCAGAUGUGGGCUAUCUUGUCACUAAAGUGGUGGCUGUUGAUGUGGACUCUGGACAGAAUGCCUGGCUCUCAUAUAAACUGCAGAAAGCGACAGACAGGGCGCUGUUUGAAGUGGGCUUACAGAAUGGAGAAAUAAGAACUGUACGUCAAGUCACUGAUAAAGAUGCUGUGAAACAAAAGCUCACUGUUGUAGUGGAGGACAACGGGCAGCCCUCUCGAUCAGCUACAGUUAAUGUGAACGUGGUGGUGGCGGACAGCUUCCCUGAAGUCCUCUCAGAAUACCCUGACUUUACAGACAACAAGGAUUACAAUGAUAACUUAACUUUGUAUCUGGUGUUGGCCUUGGCUGUCGUGUCUUUUCUUUUCAUCUCGUGUGUGGUAGUUAUUAUAUCAGUUAAGAUCUACAGGUGGAGAACAUUUCGCAACUUCCACGCCUCCAAUCUCCCAGUUAUUCCAUAUUAUUCACCCCGGUAUGCCGACGCCGGAGGAACAGGGACUCUGCAACACGUGUACAACUAUGAGGUGUGCAUGACGACUGAUUCGAGGAAGAGUGACUGUACAUUUCCCAGUCCUUUAAAUCAGAGCGUUUUAAUAAUGGACGCGAGCUCCUCUGAGACUUUACGGCGUGCACAAAGAGAGAAAGACUUCCUAGACGAACCAGGUUCUCCUGAAGAGCACUGCCAUUGCUGGACAGCUACGCGGACCAGUCCUGCAGCAUCUUGCAAAUGCGCUUUCAUAGGGAAUACACUGCAAAACGUAUUUUACAUUGACCGAAUGGUUGCACAUGGGUAA